This is a messenger RNA of Eurytemora carolleeae, 1502 nucleotides long. RefSeq lists its product as uncharacterized. The transcript is spliced from 16 exons. The record is from RefSeq and is a predicted model, not a curated record. The coding region runs from base 4 to 1413 and encodes 469 amino acids. NCBI's taxonomy places the organism in Eukaryota, Metazoa, Arthropoda, Copepoda, Calanoida, Temoridae.
AAAAUGUCAUUGGCUAAUCAUUUAAAAAGAGGAAUAAGGAGCAUCUGUGCAAAGAACAUAGUGAUGGUUAUUUUUGGUUUGGUAAUCCUAGAAUGCUGUGCAAAACUGUAUGACAUACAAACACUGAAUAAACUUGAUUCUGGAGAUCUUAUCAAGAAAAGAGAUGAGAACAAGAUUGUUUGGCAUAAGUUUAAGAAUACAUUUUACCAAGAACUCCAAACUUCAACUGGAAUAUUUCUUCUUUACAAGGCAUACCUAGAUGUCAGACAGGAACCAACUGUCAGAAUUAUUGGUUAUCUGAAUCAACAUCCUCCCAGGAUUGAGACAUAUUGUAAACUGACCUACAAAACACCUGAUGAAGAUGUUGUUCGAAAGGUUAAUUAUAUUCAGCUUGACAACUGGUAUUUUUCUAAAAUGAAAAACAAAACACACCAAGCAAUCAUUUACCAGCCAUAUCUAAUAUCUUGUGACCUUCCCCCCAUGAAUGAAACUAGGUUACCUACUGCAGUGUCCCUGGUAGAGGAUAGAGCAAUUAAAGAAGUAACAAAUAGACUCAACAUCAUUUACAAUAAGCAAACUGGACCAAAGGAUAUGUUUGGUGUUUGCUGCAGAGCACUGAAGUUCAGAGAGGACAUUUCAUUUAGAAUAGUUGAGUGGCUUGAACUGCUGAAGAUUUUAGGAGCAACCAAGGUUUUUCUUUACAAAACAGAAUUGCAUCCUAAUACUCACAAAACGAUAAUGGCCUAUGACGAAUCUGGUUUUGUUCAGCUUAAUAAUUUUUCAGUUCCAGAGUAUAAUCCCAAUGAAAUUGAUCAUCUUGGGUUAAAGGACAAUGUUCUUUAUUCUGAAUUGUUGCCAAUUCAGGACUGUGCUUACAGCAAUAUGAACAGGUUUAAUUAUUUUGCUGUCCUGGAUAUUGAUGAAGUUAUUGUCCCAACACAUAAUAAAACAUGGAUGCAUAUCUUAGAAGCCCUUGAAAGAGGGAACGUGUCCAUAAACCAACCAAGCCUCACUUUCCAAAAUGCCUACUUUUUACAACAAUAUAAGGAAUCCAACAAAGAGGGACCUUUUAAGGAGAUUCCAACAUACAACUACAUGCUGCAACAAGUGUACAGAGCUAAAGAUCAUUUGGGCCCAAAUAUAAACUGCAAAUCAUUUCAGAACACACUCCAGACACUAAUUUUUUACAAUCACAAGUCUGAGCGAUGUCUAAAGAAUUCUGAAUGUAAUAGAUAUUCAGUAGACCUUAGUAUAGGACAGCUGAACCAUUACAGAAGUUCCUGCUCUAAAGAGUAUGAAAAAUUCUGUUCCAAUUCCAUCCCAACUGUGAAGGAUAUUACAAUAUGGACCUGGAAGAAAGAGCUAAUGGAAAACAUGAAUAAGUCUCUUCUUGAUCUUGGACUGAUCAUUUAGAGGGAGGGGUAUUAGGUGUUCCAGAAUAUGAGACAUUGACCCUUCAAUAGAAAUGUUUUUAAAAUUUUUAAUAUAUUUUUUCAAGCUUU